Molecule: messenger RNA, 650 nt
Organism: Sorex araneus (European shrew)
Lineage: Eukaryota; Metazoa; Chordata; Mammalia; Eulipotyphla; Soricidae
Gene: CCL19
Product: C-C motif chemokine ligand 19
Exons: 3
Coding region: 97-381 (94 amino acids)
Biological process (GO): cellular response to tumor necrosis factor; cellular response to type II interferon; immune response
Cellular component (GO): extracellular region
Molecular function (GO): CCR chemokine receptor binding; chemokine activity
Source: RefSeq, a predicted model, not a curated record
UCCACCCCAGGACAGGACCGCUCUCCAGCAACCCUGCCGACUCCUGCUUUCCAGCCCGUCACUCCACUCACAGUCCCUGCAGUCCGCCUGCCGCCCAUGGCCUUGCCUGUGGCUCCCCUACUGGUCCUCAGCCUGCUGUUUCUCUGGAGUAGCCCGGCUCUGGCGGGUGCCAAUGACGCAGAAGACUGCUGUCUCUCGGUAACUCAGCGCCUCAUCCCCUGGAAGAUCGUGAAGGCCUUCCGCUACCUCAAGGAUGGCUGCAGGAUGCCUGCCGUGGUGUUCACCACGCUGAGAGACCACCAGCUCUGUGCACCCCCAGACCAGCCCUGGGUGAACCGCAUCAUCCAGAGACUGCAGAGGCAAAACGCCAAGCAAGCCUGAGCCCUCAGCGCGGCCCAUUCCUCCCAGCCUCUGCCUAAGACACCCCCCCACCAAUUACUUGUUUCUCCUUCCCCACUCCCCUUUCUGCAGAACAAGCCCCUGAGCAGUUAGCUCCCGCAUCUGCCCUGGAAGGAACCCCACCUGUGUGAGGGAUUGCAUUCCCGGGGCCCUGGGGAGCGGAGAAUCAGAGGAAUAGCCAGAUCUCCAGCUCCAGUGUCGCUGCAGAGACCUCAGCGGGGCAGCGGAUGGGGUGUCGGGGAGUGCGCGUG